AUGACUUCGACCAACAAAAGAGAUCUCCCCACUAUCGAUCCUUCUCAAGCAGCUUCCAAGGAACUCAAUGUUCCUUCUACUCAGACUCCAUCGGCCUCUAAGGUAACUCUACCUGUUUCUUUGAGGCUAAUCUCAACCCUUUCUAAUGCAAACGGGAGCUCACUCCUCGCUAACAUUACUUUGGCCAACACCAAGAUAUUAAGCAUCCUACCUUACACAUAUUUCUUGCAAGCUGCUACUCACGCUAGUGCCCUCCUUGGAAGAGUUCAGAAGUCUGAGAAGGCAGCUGAAAAAGUGCAAGACAAUUUAAAGCUCAGGGAAAUAGAACUGAGAAAAAUAGUUGGCGUUGUGGACUCUGCCGAGUUAGAGAAAGAAAAGGCCAAGGAGGAAUCCACUGAGCUGAAGAAGGAAGUCGAGGGAUUGAUGUCUUUCAUGAAGGCUAGGGAUCAGAUCAUCAAUGAUUGGAAGAUCGAGUGUUAUGAAAACUAUGCCAAUGGCUAUGAAGAUUUCAAAGAUCAAGCCACUAAGAAUUUCCCUAAUCUAAACUUUGAUUCCUUUGUGCCCCACCAAGGGGUAGUUGAGAAAACUAAAGAAGAUCGAGAUGAAGGGGAGCCAGAUAAGCAAUCCACUAGUACUAAGCUGCCUCUUUAUACCUCGACUACCCCUGUUGCUACAGAGGGGACUAAGCAAUAG
Messenger RNA from Ilex paraguariensis (yerba mate), 693 nucleotides. Lineage: Eukaryota; Viridiplantae; Streptophyta; Magnoliopsida; Aquifoliales; Aquifoliaceae. The record is from the annotation of a GenBank genome assembly.